Elgaria multicarinata webbii is the source of this 1156-nucleotide messenger RNA. It is a transcript of the gene ZAR1, whose product is annotated as zygote arrest 1. The coding region runs from base 30 to 1019 and encodes 329 amino acids. The transcript is spliced from 5 exons. The record is from RefSeq and is a predicted model, not a curated record. Gene Ontology annotation, biological process: translation. Lineage: Eukaryota; Metazoa; Chordata; Lepidosauria; Squamata; Anguidae. Gene Ontology annotation, cellular component: cytoplasm.
CGCGAAGAGUCGGGCCUGGGGCGCGCAUUAUGGCUACCUUGGUGGAUGAAGCCAUGGAAAGCUACGUGUAUCCUUCCUACAACCCUUAUUCCUACCGUUACCAGCCGCCCAAAGGCAAAAGAGGGCCGGGUCCUUGGCGGCAGCGGGGCGGCUACUUCUCCGGUUAUGGCGAGACAGCGGCUGCGGCGGCCGCGGCCGCGGAAUACUUCGACAACUAUCAGCGGGAGCAGCUAAAAGCCAUCCUGUCGCAGGUGAACCCCAACCUGAUGCCGCGCUUGCGGAAAGCCAACACCAAGGAGGUGGGCGUGCAGGUCAACCCGCGCCGAGACGCCUCGGUGCAGUGCUCGCUCGGGCCGCGGCCGCUGCUGCUGCGCCGUCGAGCGGCCGGCGCCGAGCAGGAGCAAGGCAGCUCGGUUAGCGGCAGCGUCCGUGCGGUGCGCUUCCCCAGGACCCUGGCCGUCUAUUCGCCGGUGGCCUCGCGUCGCCUCACCACCUUCCUCGAGGAGCCCGAGCCUCAGGAGCCGCUGGCCCAGCAGCAGGCAACCGACGAAGAAGCGGGCGCUGCUCUGCCCGCCAAACCUCAGGAACAGGCGCCGCCAGAGGAGAAGCGGGAAGCUGACAGCGAGUUCCAGGCCGCUGGGAAAUCCGCGGCGCAACAGCAGCCUCAGGAGGACUCCGGGCAGAAUAAGGUCCGCGUGCGUUUCCAGUUCCUAGAGCAGAAGUAUGGCUAUUACCACUGCAAGGACUGCAAUAUCCGUUGGGAAAGUGCCUAUGUAUGGUGUGUGCAGGGCACAAACAAGGUUUACUUUAGGCAGUUCUGUCGAACUUGCCAGAAAUCCUACAAUCCCUACCGUGUGGAGGAUAUUACCUGCCAAAGCUGCAAGCAGACAAGGUGCACAUGUCCUGUGAAACUGCGCCACGUAGAUCCCAAGAGACCCCAUCGUCAGGAUCUGUGUGGAAGAUGCAAAGGCAAACGUCUCUCUUGUGAUAGUACAUUUAGUUUCAAAUACAUUAUUUGAAAAAGAUGAUAGUGAAAGAAUCUCCAGUAUAAAAUUGCAAGUAGCAGAGAUCUUGUUUGGAAGUAGCAGGCUGCAGCAAUGGAAAGCCUGCCAAUAAAGCUGUGGUAAAGCAAUUGCAAGUCAUAAUGCAACCUAAU